GAAGAAAGAAGAAAGAAGAAAGAAAGAGAGCAAGAUCUGCAACCCAUUAAAAAUUGACCCACCUUAUCUGAUCUACUUACUACACAAACAAAGUUACCUCAGAUUUGGGGAACCACCACCAUUCCUCGAUUCAGAUUUCAGCCUUUUUUUUCACAAAGGACAAGACAAUUGUAACCUUUUCGUGACGACGACCGCAGGCAGGCAGGCAGGGAUUCACAAGAGGCGGAAAAAUAGGACCCUGUCUCUCUUCUUCCAAACACAUUUCUCUGGCGGUUCAGAGGCUACCGUCCGUCGCCGGAGGAGAAGGGAGAGACCGAAGAUGAAGAGUCUCUUCAAGGCCAAACCCAAGACGCCGGCUGACCUCGUCCGUCAGACCCGCGAACUCCUCAUCUCUGUUGUCGAACGUAACUCUGAUACUCGCGAAGCGAAACGUGAAGAGAAGUUGUUGGAGCUGUCCAAAACUAUCCGUGAGCUCAAAUCAAUUCUUUAUGGGGAUAGUGAAGCUGAGCCUGUCUCUGAAGCUUGUGCGCAAGUAACACGGGAGUUCUUUAGAGAAGAUACACUACGCCUAAUUAUUGUCUCCCUUCCAAAUCUUAAUUUGGAGACCCGUAAAGAUGCUACUCAAGUGGUAGCAAAUUUGCAAAGGCAACAAGUGAAUUCAAGGCUAAUUGCUUGCGAUUACUUGGAGGCUAACUUAAAUCUGAUGGACAUCCUGAUAAAAGGUUAUGAAGACGCGGAUAUGGUCCUACAUUAUGGUGCAAUGCUGAGGGAAUGCAUACGCCACCAAAGUGUUGCAAAAUACAUGUUGGAGUCGGAGCAUAUGAUGAAAUUAUUUGAUUAUAUACAGCUCCCAAAUUUCGACGUUGCUGGUGAUGCUGCUGCGACUUUCAAGGAACUUCUAACUAGGCAUAAAGCAACUGUAGCAGAAUUCCUUUCCAAGAACUAUGAUUGGUUUUUUGCAGAAUAUAAUUCGAAGCUGCUUGAAUCUUCUAACUAUAUUACCAGAAGACUAGCUAUCAAGCUUUUAGGAGACAUGAUGUUGGAUCGCUCGAAUUCUGGUGUGAUGACGCGAUAUGUGAGUUCGAAGGACAAUUUAAGGAUUCUUAUGAAUCUUCUUAGGGAGUCGAGUAAAAGCAUUCAGAUAGAAGCAUUUCAUGUCUUUAAGUUGUUUGUGGCUAAUCAACAUAAGCCAGCUGAGAUAGUGGGGAUUCUGGUGGCAAAUAGAAAUAAACUUCUCAGGCUGUUUGCAGACUUGAAGACAGAUAAAGAAGAUGAACAGUUUGAGGCAGAUAAAGCUCAAGUUGUGAAGGAAAUAGCGGGGCUGGAGGCUUGAACUUUGAACUUUGGACUGAUCAUAUCAUGUAUGGCUGCUGCUUGCUUGCUUGAAUUGUUUAUUAUGAUAUAUGUAGUUAGUUAAAUCUACGUUGAGUAAAAUGCAAGAAGAGUAUAUACACUAGUACUAGCAGGUAUAGACAUCAUCAUCUUCAUCUUCAUGAUCACUGUUGAUUUGUUUUAAGAAUAAUUGUUGGGGGUGUUCUGUUAUGCUUUCCUUACUCUUUUAUUGUUUCCUCUCCUCAUAGCUGAUAUAUAAAUUUGUGAGUACCUAAUGAAUAAACCUUGUGCUUUGUUUUAAUACUGA
This is a messenger RNA of Impatiens glandulifera, 1639 nucleotides long. Its product is annotated as putative MO25-like protein At5g47540. Gene Ontology annotation, biological process: intracellular signal transduction. Gene Ontology annotation, molecular function: protein serine/threonine kinase activator activity. The coding region runs from base 320 to 1333 and encodes 337 amino acids. The record is from RefSeq and is a predicted model, not a curated record. Lineage: Eukaryota; Viridiplantae; Streptophyta; Magnoliopsida; Ericales; Balsaminaceae. The transcript has 11 exons.